AUGGCUCUGUUUGGUGGCGCCAGCCAGGGUGCUGGGCGCACUGCGCUGUGCAACGGCGACUUUGUGUCGCUGUUUGUGGAGGAGCUCAAGGGCUUCGCCAGCGUGGACAUUCUGUCGACGCGCGAGGUCACCGUGUACCAGGGCGACACGGACUCCGCGUUUGAUGGCAGCACAAGCACCAAGUCAUCCUCGGAGACCGCGACCGCGCCCAACUUUGAGCAGUCGUGCGUCUUCCAGAUCAAGGCGGUCACCGAUCUGCCGGAGGGCGCCAGCCUCAAGUACGGUGAUGUCGUGCGCAUCAUCCACCGCAGCACCCAGCGCAGCAUGACGCGCCAGAACCGCGCCGUCAACGGCAAGCACGCCGUGGCGCUGGAGAACACGGACCGUGCCGCCGCGCACUUCCGCCUCCUCCCGCGCUUCAAGAUCCGCUCCGUCGGCGAGCCCGUGCUGCUCAACGACCAGGUCAUCUUCCAGAACGAGGUGGUCAUCGAGGGCAACCGCACGUACCUGAUGACGGACCGGCCAGAGGACUCGCCCAAGGUCCUCAUGGAGUGCGGCUCAAGCAAGACCACGGGCAUCCGCGUGCGCCUGUUUGCGGCCUACAACGUCUCCAGCAAGGCCUUUGUCCACGUCCUCAAGGGCGGCGACUUUGUGCGCCUGUUCCACCACGAGGCCAACGGGUUCCUUGUCGUUGCGCGCCACAUUGGCACGGGCGAUGCGCACGACUUCCUCGGCCGCGACAACACCGUGUGCCUGCGCACCUUGGCCGUCGGCCGCAGCCCGGACGAGUACCACGACGCAAGCUCCAUCUGGCAGGUGGAGCUCGAGGACACCCAGCGCCGCGGCGGCAGGCCCGUGCUGUGGACGGACCGCGUGCGCCUGAAGAACGUCCUCACCAACGAGUUCCUGGAUGUGCGCACCACGUCGUCCACGGGGGCCAUGGCGCCCACGGCAGACAAGGGCAGCUCCAACCUCUUCUCCUUUGUGCAGUCGACGCACUCCGCGCAGGAGGGCGACGCGCCCGCCACGGCGCUGCUGUCGCGCCAGGAGGACCUGCGCAUCCCCUACCACACGUUCUUCUUCCUGCGCGGCAGCGGCAACCCGGAGGUGACGGACCAGUUCCUGCACGUGGACUCGGAGCACUACGCCGUGGAGGAGGACGAGGAAGGCGACGACACCGGGCAGAGCAGCACGUUUGCGCAGACGGUGCUCAUUGCCACGCACGACGAGGACGCCUUCUCGCUGCAGUCCGUGCACCAGCAGGACAUUCGCGACUUCUACUACGCGCUCGGCCACGUCAAGGUGCUCACGCGCCUGGCAGCAGACGACGUGCUGACAGACGUCACCAACCCCGUGCACGCGGACCUGUACAAGCGCGCGCGCCGCAGCAUCCACGCGCUCAUCCAGUUCUGCUCGGAGGACAAGAUUGAGGAUGAUGAGGACGUGGUGGGCCGCGCCAACACCCUGCACCAGAACAUCCUCUUUGACCUGCAGGUGCAGGUGCCGCUCAUGAAGGUGGUCAGCCUUCCCUUCCACGGCGCACACUGCGCAGAGUGGGGCAAGGGGUGGCGGGAGCGCCUGACACAGACACAGUACCGCCACUACAACAAGCUCGCCCGCGACGUGUACCGCCUCAUCAGCUACCUGUGCCGGGAGAACGUGCACAUUGGGCUCAUGUUUGCCAACGCGCACCUGACGGCCAUGAUCAACCAGUGCCGGCUGAUUGGCUACCUGGACGGCAUCAACUGGGACAUUGCCGACGCCAUUGACGAGAUGUUUAAGGACAACACCAUCCUGCUCAACCGCGUCACGAAGCAGUCGAUUGAGACAUACCUCUCCCUCAUCCACGAGGCGCACACCACCACCGCUCUCGAGCAGUACCUGCGCCUCCUCGCCGCCCUGUGCUCUGUCGACGGUGAGGCCAUCACCUCCACCCAAGCCAGCAUCCGCGACCUCAUGCUUGUUCCUGGCGCGCCGUCAGCGGACGUUCUGCCCUCCAUCGCCAACGGUCCCAGCGGCAUGCGCAUCACCGCGCGUGUGCUCACCCCUGGCAAGCCCUUCCGCGCAUGGAGCACCGUGACCCUCCCCUUACAGGAGUACCUGAAGGACCACGACAACCUCGAGUACUUUGACGCCACGCUGGAGCUGUUUGCCCAGCUGUGCCUGGAGGGCAACUGCCAGGGCGAGCUGCGCGCGGCGGCCCGCACGCCCUUCCCCAUGAUCAUGGGCGCCCUCAAGUCGCAGCUGCCGCCGCACGUCAAGGCGCGCUUCUGCACGCUCCUCGUCAACCUGUACAUCGACGGCGACGACCUGCCGGACGUGGACCACUCCAACCGGCGCUGGCAGGACCUGGCCAACCACAAGUCGCACGCAAAGCUCAAGACUGCGGCGGUGCAGCUGUUUGACGUGGACGAGGUGGUGAACUGGGUGGAGGCGUACCUGUCGCAGAACGGCCUGCUCACCUACAACCACGAGUACCACAGCGCAGCCAACAGCAAGAAGCCCGAGAUGAUCGCCCUCAAGCAGGACGAGCUGCACCGCAACAUGCUCACGGAGCAGGUGGUGCACGUUGCGCUUGCCCUGGUGAACAAGGGCCUGUACUGGGACGCCGGCAGCAGGAAGCGGCUGGUGCGGCUGCUGCUCACGCUGCUCGUGCGUACGCACCCGGGCGAGAACGAUGACCUGAGCGCAACAUCGUCGCUGGACGUGGUCAUGCAGGCCAAGACGCUGGUGUGCCGCGCCCUCGGCGCGUGCAUGGACGCGAACCUGGACGAGGUGGUGACGGAGCUGCUCACGGCGUUCAAGAAGGAGUAUUUGGCGCACAAGCACAAGCACAUUGAGGCGCACGCGGACGACCGUGCCCUGCACGAGGUCAGCCUCAUCCAGCACAACGGCGAUCACCGCCACUUCUUCGAGACGGACGGCCUGUCGCAGCAGCAGAUUGUGCACCUGCUGCUGGCGCUGACAACCUACCCGAGCGACGGGCUGCGGGUCGCGGCGCUCAAUCUCCUGCUGCGCUGCUUCAACGUCAAGGGCUCCGUGCUGGCCCGCCUGUCGGAUGUCGUCGUCAUUGCAGACAGCAAGGACGAGGCUGCCCUGGAGAAGCUGGAGCAGCUGCUGCUGACGCUCAAGCACGAGGACCAUGACGACCUGCACACUGCGGCCGCGCACAUGACUGAAGAGAUUGAGUGGAUGUGCUCGCAGUGCAUCACCGUCAACGGCACGCUGGCAGCCGACCUGCUGGCCCCCGGGGACAGCAGCAGCAGCAGCAGUAAGGCGGGGAGGAGGAAGCGGAAGGGCGUGAGUGGCCCACGUCUGCCGUGGCGCAAGCCCGGUGUGAGUAUUGAGCCGCACCAUGCGCACCAGGAGAUGAUGCGCAACGCCAACGCGCACAAGGCCGUACUGCACAUCCUUCACCACCACCUCUCUGGCGCCGACCUCAAGACGGCGCUCAAGGACGACCGAGCGCGGGAUCUGUUUGCCGCGUGUUUUGAAUUCCUCGCCUUCUUCUGCCUGCACAACAAGCACAACCAGGAGCUGCUUGGGCACGCGCACGACAUCUCGUUCUUCGUGCACGCGUGCUCGUACGGCAUCCACGCAGAGAAGGUGCUGCACCGUAUUCUGGAGGGCGAGCCCGACCUGGUGCAGGAGCACGUGGUGGACGAAGGCAAGGUGGACCGCCUCAUUGCAGACCUGAUCAAGGAGCCGCGCUGUCGCAACGUCGACUUCCUCAAGCUGAUGGAGGUGAUUGUUGCGCCCACGGGCACGCCCUCGCGGGAGCUACAGGACCUGGUGGGCGAACAUUUCCUGCAGGCAGAGGAGAAGAGCCAUCUCUUUGAGCACGAGCUUGGUUCCUCCCACUUCAUCUCGUUCAUCGUGUCCACCUACACCAAGACCGGUGGUCGUGGUGAUGACGAAGAUGAUAAUGGCACCAGCGCACAGCCGCUCUCCGCCCGCGAGCAUGAUCUCCGCGAUUUCUUUGAGCAGCUGCUGUCAUUCUAUGCGGUGACAGCGCACGGGAACCAGGGCACCGCAGCCCAUGUUGCCAAGCACGUGCCGCUCGCUGAACUUGCACAGCCCUUCAUUGACGGCGUCACACUCCCAACCGCCACAAAGUCUCGCCUGCUGACGCUGAUCCGAGAUGUGUACCUGCUGCACGGCACGGACGAGGAUGGCGAUGGUGUUGUCGACGAUGUUGAUGCUGAGGAUUUUGGAUUCGUGUCUGCCGCAGCCAAGCAGGAGACGUGCGUGAGACUCUGUGGACCCCUGGCCAACGAGCUGCGGGCCAUCGACAAGGGGUGGAAGCACAAGCCAAGCAAGGUCCGGGCAGCGCUCGACCGGUAUGCGUUUAUGACGCUGCUGCCGCUCGCUGCUGACCUGCUGCGCAUCUUCGUGGAAGAGCACGGCAGCGUGCCGGCGGAGAGGCUUGAGGAAGAGGCUGUGUCGCUUGUUGCGGAGUGCGUGCGCUUCCUGAAGCACCGGCGAACGGUCACGUUUGAGAGCCCGCACUACCUGAUGGACCACGAGUACCGCGUGCUGGGUGGACAUGUCACUGGCGAGCUGCUCAAGAGCACGCUGCUGGCACAGCAGGACGCGCUGCUGGUGAAUGUGCAGACGGAGCACACGUGGUACGACGAGACGGAGGCGAAGGAGGCGCGAACGGCAGCAGCACGCUCCACCGCGCUCAGCAUGGGCAGCAAGCACGGGUCGAGCAAGCGGCACGCGUUCUCAAUCGACUCGUUUGCAGCCACGCACAGCAAGCGCGGCGGUGGCGGGCACACCCGCGGCGGUGGCAAGGCGCCACGCAAGGUGAUGCCUGUGGAGAAGGUGAAGACAGAAGGCGAGCGCAUCCAAGAGGAGCUGCCGUUCUUCGUUGAUCAAGUGCGAGAGACAUUCAACCACGGCUUCUCGCAGCCGCACCUGCCGUGGAUGUCGUUUCUCUCCACGGAGUACAACUUCCAGCCGUUCUGGGCGCUGGUGGGUAUUCUGCAGGCCGACUUGCUGGAGGACAGGCUGCACGAGGAAGAGAAGGAGGCCGAGGAGGCGGCACAGGGCGGCAUGCUGGGUGCUGAUGGCGAGCGCAGUGGCGUGCAGUCGCGACAAGGCAGUCGACCAGAGCUACAGCGCACCACGACAGCAGCAGCUGCUGCGCGGUCGGGGACAUUCCGGAGCCUGCGCAAUCGCCGCCGGUCGCGUGUGCACGGGGAGUCGAUGCAGAUGAACCCGAUCAACCUGGUGGACGUCAACGUCGACAUCAACAUCCGCACGUGCCUGGAGAAUGUGAUGACGCACUUCGAGGAAGCUGGCGAUCACGAGCACCACCAUCACGAGUUUGAGGAAGAGGACGAGGAAGAGGCAAUUGUGGGCUUCCUCGCAGCCAUGUCGUGUGCGCUGACGUGUGUCGUUGAUCCCAAGACGGGUCGCGUGUACCAGGAGCUUGACGAUGAGGACAACGAGGAAGCCAAAGCAGCCCACGAGGCUGCCAUUGCCACCGUUGGGCGCUCCCUCAACAGCCUUGGUCUCCCCGACAUGGUUUUGUUCCUGCUCAGCUCCAACCACAGGUGCACGGUGCUCAUGGCGGCGCAGCUUGGCUGGCUCAUGCUGGAUGCCACGCCGCACGUGUUUGAGGCAAAGGCCGCGGCUGCGCUGAUGGAGAGCAGCAUUGAGGGCGGCAGCACGCUCGCCCGCCGGCAGCACCAGCAGCAGCAGGAGCGGCUGCUGUCGCAGUGGGCGUUCCACGAUGCGUUUGAGAGCGGACCAAUGGGCCGGCGCGCCCUUGCCGCCAUCCAGCGCCAUCUGCAGCACAUGCAGGAGCUGCUGUUCAAGCGGGAGCACGAGGACCCGCUUGACCGGCUGCGUCGCGACCAGGACGUGGAGAACCUCGACGUCGCCAUUGUGCACGAGCCGAUUCUGCUGUUCCUGCGCUAUCUGAACGCGUCGGACGACAGCGAGGACAUUCCAGACAAGGAUGUGUUCCACUCGCUCACGCUGUAUGUGCUUGAGGCGGCUGCAUCCCUGAGCAUCUGGUGCGAGUCGUACGGCGUGGUGGACAACGGGCACGGCGACUGGGUGCAGCAGGACGGCUACGAUGUGGAUGUGGACACAGAGCACAUGCAUGCGCUCGUGAAGAGCUUUGACCUGUGCAACGCGCUGGAUGUGAUUGACGAGUGCUGCGAGGCAUCCAUCCUCUUCCUCCUGCUCGGCGUGCUCGAGGGCCGGCGGGAGGGCGACGUGGUGCUGGACAUGCUGUGCGCUGCGUUGUUCCCGGAGCCGUACCUCACCCGCGACGCGCACUUCACCCAGAGCGCGUUCUUCCGCCUCCUUGACGGGCACUCUGCUGCCGCGGAGAGCGACGCCAACAUGCACGUGCGAGAGGCGGCCCUGCAGCGCGUGGCUGCGUCACCACACACGGCGCACUUCUUCGACCACGACGUUGCGCUGCUGUACUACACGGUGCUGCGGAUUCUUGGCGAGCAGGCCGAGAACUACUGCAUUCGCGUGACGCACUUGCUCAACACGUGGGAGCAGCACUCCCCGCACAGCCACAACGCGCGCGACAGCGUUGGCCGGAUUGAGUUGUUGCGUGAUGGCGAGCUGCAGCCCGUGUACUUCCAGGUGCCCGCUGUUGUGCACGACACGAAGGACAAGCUGCAGGUGCGACAGCUGCGCACGCAGAUGAUCAAUGGCACGGUGCUGGAGAACCCGGAGCAGAAGAUGCAGUCGUUCUUUGGCAGCGUCGACUUUCUCAUGAACGUGAUGAACUUUGAGGCGCGCGUGGCCCGCAUGGGGGUGUCGUAUGUGCUUGGCCACCAGCGGUUUCUGCUGCCAUUGGCGUUUAUCCUCGCCGCCAUCAUCAACAUCUGGGUCAUCUUUGACCUGGGCGACGAUGGGUUCCCGCACAGCGUUGUGCGGGUGCUGGCGAUUGCGCAUGCUGUUGUCAGCAUGCUGAUUCUGCUUGGGCAGUCGCUGUCCCCGCUGUACGUUGACUGGCAGCGGUGGCAGGAGGCGGCAGAGGGGCGCUCGCUCCUUGGAAAGGCGCUGGCCUUCCCGCUGUUCUGGAGCCUGCAGGCAUCGUACCCGUACUACGUGGUGUACCUUGCCAUGAGCGUUGCCGGCAUCUUCCAGUUCAAGCUGUUCUGCUUCCACCUGUUUGACCUGGUGCUGCGGGUGGAGGUGAUGAACCUCGUGCUACGCGCCGUCAAGCAGAACGUCUCCAAACUCCUGGGCACCUUCCUGCUCACCUUCUUCAUCAUCUACGCGUUUAUGCUUGUGGGCCGCGAUGCGUUUGGUGGCACGUACGACUUUGCGGACGCCCCGGCCACGUGUGCGCCGGGCACGCCACUGGUGCAGUGCCUGCGCGACCAUCUGUACUACGGCUUCUACUCGUCGCCCGUGUUUGCGCCCGCGGAUGCGGAUGUGGGCCUGUUUGUGUACUCGCUGCUGUACUUUAUGGUGGUGGUGCUGGUGAUGGCUGCGAUUGUUUCCGGUAUCAUCAUUGACUCGUUUGGCGAGUACCGUGCCGAGACGGAGGCCAUCGCUGCGGAGAAGGAGAGCCGGUGCUUUGUGUGCAACUUCAGCCACGACCGCAUCCAGGCUGCACACAAGGGCGGCUUUGAGGCGCAUAUUGCGAGCGACCACAACGUGUGGAACUACAUCUGGUUCCUUAUGCGCGUGCUGGAGAAGCGAGAGGAGCACAAGCCGCUGACGGGCGUGGAGAUUGAGGCUGUGCGGCACUGGGACACGAGCAAGGACCUGACGGCAAUGAUGCCCGUGAACCGCGCGCUGUGCUUGGAGGCGGCGAGCGAGGACGUCACCCUGGACCAAGUCCUGGACGUGGUGAAACAAGUGGCCAUAACAGCCGAGCGGUCUCUGCAGCUUCUCCUUGCAUCUGCGGCUGUUCCCGCCUCCUCCUGAAAGAGCUCAGCAGCGGGCGCAUUUGCCCGUGCGUGCAUGUGUGUUUGCGUGUGUGUUUGUAUGAGUUGGAUUGUGUGUGUGUGUGUGUGUGUGUGUGUGUGUGUGUGUGUUUG
Salpingoeca rosetta is the source of this 8027-nucleotide messenger RNA. Its product is annotated as cardiac ryanodine receptor. Gene Ontology annotation, cellular component: endoplasmic reticulum; membrane. Gene Ontology annotation, biological process: calcium ion transmembrane transport. NCBI's taxonomy places the organism in Eukaryota, Choanoflagellata, Craspedida, Salpingoecidae. Bases 1 to 7914 code for a protein of 2637 amino acids. The record is from RefSeq and is a predicted model, not a curated record. Gene Ontology annotation, molecular function: inositol 1,4,5-trisphosphate-gated calcium channel activity; inositol 1,4,5 trisphosphate binding. The transcript has 3 exons.